AUGGACCCCACGCGCUGGCGGACCAGCGCCCCCCCCCCGCACAAGACCCGCAGUCGCAUCCGCGAACCAGGGCGCCCCCCCACCCACAGCCGCGCCCGCACCAGCGCCGCCCCCGCACACAGACCCGCAGCCGUGCCGGCGAACCAGCGCACCUCUGCGCACAUAUGCACGCCCCCCGCCACAGACCCGCAGUGGCGCCCGCACCAGCGCGCCCCAGCACGCGCCCACAGACCCGCAGUCCGCCCACGAACCAGCGCGCCCCCGCGCACACAGACCUGCAGCCGCGGACCAGCGCGCCCCCACAUAGACCCGCAGCGGCGCCCGCAGACCAGCGCGCCCCCGCGCCCACAGACCCGCAGUGGCGCCCGAACCAGCGCGCCCCCGCGCACACAGACCCGCAGCCACGCCCACGAACCAGCGCGCCCCCGCGCCCACAGACCCGCAGUGGCGCGCGAACCAGCGCGCCCCCGCGCACACAGACCUACAGCAGCGCCCACGAACCAGCGCGCCCCCGCGCACAUAUGCCCCAGCACGCGCCCACAGACCCGCAGCCACGCCCACGUACCAGCGCGCCCCCGCGCACAGACCCGCAGCCACGCCCACGAACCAGCGCGCCCCCGCGCACACAGACCUGCACCGGCGCCCACGAACCAGCGCGCCUCCACGCACAUAUGCCCCAGCACGCGCACACAGACCCGCAGUGGCGCCCGAACCAGCGCGCCCCCGCGCCCACAGACCCGCAGCCACGCGCCCGAACCAGCGCGCCCCCGCGCACACAGACCUGCAGCCGCGCCCGCGGACCAGCGCCCCCGCGCACCCCCGCAGACCCGCACCUCCAACAGCCCCGCAGCGUGAGGCCUCUCCGGACCGAUGCCCCUUUGCCCGGAGUCAGGGCUUCCUCGCCCUUUUCCCUUCCUGACAAAUCCCGCUCCCGGCCCUCGUUCUCGCGUCUGGGUCUCCCGGCCCCCAGCCGG
Sarcophilus harrisii (Tasmanian devil) is the source of this 974-nucleotide messenger RNA. Its product is annotated as translation initiation factor IF-2-like. The record is from RefSeq and is a predicted model, not a curated record. The transcript is spliced from 2 exons. Lineage: Eukaryota; Metazoa; Chordata; Mammalia; Dasyuromorphia; Dasyuridae. Bases 1 to 855 code for a protein of 284 amino acids.